AACUGCCCAGGCCUUUCUGUUAUAGACGCGCUCUAACUUGAACCCACGAGACACCCUCUGUUCCUUCUAACAUCGACACCAACAACAUGGACUACUCCUCGGAAGUAGCCGACGAUUUUCGAGAGGCGCUCAAAGACCUCAAAACAAACAGUAGGCCUGAAAUCAACACCCUCACGAUCAUUGCUAGGGAAAAUACAGAGCACGCCCAGGUCAUCGCAAGGGAGCUGGAGAACCACAUUCGUACAACCCAUCCUAGCUACAAGCUACCGGCACUGUAUGUACUCGAUUCGAUAGUAAAGAAUGUCGGCACGCCAUAUACUGUCUACUUCGGUCUCAACCUAUACCGAACAUUCAUGGACGCAUACAGCCUCACAGAUGCCGGCACACGCAAAGCAAUGGAGACCCUCCUUCGAACCUGGAAGUUACCAAUGCCCGACUCUGUCGAUUCUCGACCCGUCUUCUCCCAAGAAGUCACUCGCGAUAUUGAGAAUGCUUUGAUCAAACUUCGAACCGUUGCCGUUCAACAACAGGCGCACGCUCAGCAGCAGUCAAGCAGGCAUGGGCUUCCUCCCAAACCGCCUAUGCCGAACAAUGGAGGCUGGCCCAACACACCAACACCACCCCCUCAACAGCAGAGAAAUUUUCCUACGCCACCACCUCCCCAAGCAAAUGGAUAUCCGCCACCACCUCCCCAGCAGCAGACUACCUUUUCUCCACUUCCCCAGCAACAGUCUAGUUUCCCCACCCCUAACACGCAACAGACGGGCUUUCAAUUACCACCCAACUUCCCGCAAAUCCCUGGGUUCCAACUACCACCUAAUUUCAAUUUUGCCCAGUUCCAGCCUCCCCCUCCUCCAAUUCCGACCCCUCCCGUCCCUGCACCUGCACCUGCAUAUUCCCAACAGCCUCCACCUACAGUGAAUCUUGCUGCGCUUUUGGCGCAGCUACAGUCUGCUGCGACGCCAACGCCCGCACCAGCACUUGCUCCAACACCUACUCCAGCCCCCCAACCUCAGCAGAUAGCAGCAUCGGUUGAGUUGACUACUUCAUCCAUGAAGAUUCCUCGUCCUCAGUUGAUAAAUAAGCUGUAUGCCCCUAAUAUGUGCUUGACUUGCGGAAGGCGCUUUGAAAAUACCGUGGAGGGGAAGCAGAAGAAGUCAGAUCAUAUGGACUGGCAUUUCCGCGUCAAGAAUUCCUUAGCAUCGAGUCGGGGUGUCCAUCGUACGUGGUAUCUCACGGAGAAGGAAUGGAUAGUAUAUCGAGAGUUCGAUGAAGCCUUGAAUGAGACUCCAACUGAGGUGAAACCAGCAAGUGGAGCUGAUAAGAAACGCUAUGUCCCCGCACCGCCGGGUCUCACAUCAUGUCCCAUUUGUCUUGAUGAAUUUAAGCCUACAUGGAAUGCUGAAGCGAAUGAUUUUGUCUUCAUGGACGCCGUAGAGGUUAAUAAGAAGAUCUAUCAUGUGAGCUGCUGGGAAGAAGUCAAUGGCGGGCCUUAUAUUCCAACGCCAGGUACACCGAAUUCCACAGCUUCAACCAAACGAAAGGCCGAUGCGCAAGACUGGCACUCUGGAAAACGACCAAAUUGGGGCUGAUUUCUGCUGCUAUGCACAGCCGAGCAAGUUGAACCUCUAUCUUUUCGAUGCAUAGCGCGGCGUAUCAAGCCUUGGGAAUAUUUGCUUCGAGUUAUA
Molecule: messenger RNA, 1688 nt
Organism: Aaosphaeria arxii CBS 175.79
Lineage: Eukaryota; Fungi; Ascomycota; Dothideomycetes; Pleosporales
Exons: 1
Coding region: 87-1592 (501 amino acids)
Biological process (GO): termination of RNA polymerase II transcription
Cellular component (GO): cytoplasm; mRNA cleavage factor complex
Molecular function (GO): RNA polymerase II complex binding; mRNA binding
Source: RefSeq, a predicted model, not a curated record